This is a messenger RNA of Spizellomyces punctatus DAOM BR117, 1021 nucleotides long. RefSeq lists its product as uncharacterized. Gene Ontology annotation, cellular component: SNARE complex; membrane; endomembrane system. Gene Ontology annotation, molecular function: SNAP receptor activity; SNARE binding. The transcript has 8 exons. Gene Ontology annotation, biological process: vesicle fusion; vesicle-mediated transport; intracellular protein transport. The record is from RefSeq and is a predicted model, not a curated record. Bases 35 to 964 code for a protein of 309 amino acids. NCBI's taxonomy places the organism in Eukaryota, Fungi, Chytridiomycota, Chytridiomycetes, Spizellomycetales, Spizellomycetaceae.
CGGACCAACACUGCAACCACACCAGCUGUAGACCAUGGCUACUCGAAGUCGGACCCUUUUAUUUCUCCAGUACCGCAAUUCCUUUGCUAGAACUGGAACUAGGAGACCAACACGGCCACUUGGUGUGGAUACGUCUGAACGUGCUGGCCUUAUUGCCAAUGAGGUCGACCAGAGCACAGAAGUGGUGGUGGAGCUCUCCGUAUUACCCCCAAAAUGGAUUGACAUUGUUGACGAGGUCGAUGAAGACGUCGACCGUAUCAAGGCGCGACUAACCGAGUUGGAAGCUCUACAUAAGAAACAUCUACUACCUGGGUUUGAUGAUCGAUUAGGAGAGGAGCAAUCCAUUGAGCGACUUACGACCAAUAUCACCGAUAUGUUUCGUGAAUGCGAGCGGAAAGUGAAACGUAUUGCGAAUGAGAGCCAAUAUGCGCCUGCAACAUCGAAACAAAACCAGGUUUUGGCUCGCAACAUUCAGACAUCUCUUGCAACAAAGAUGCAAGACCUCUCCAGUGCGUUCCGAAAAACUCAAUCAAAUUACCUGCAAAAACUUCGCGGUAGGGAAGUUCGCAACAAGGAUGCGUUUGCAAUGGAGUCGGGACCAUCAGACUCCCAAGAAGACGAUUUAGAUGCGGUUUUUACAGAUGCGCAACUUCAAAUCGUACAGAACAACGAGCGAGCAAUCACAGAACGAGAGAAGGAGAUCAACGAGAUCGUUAAAUCCAUGCUUGGGGUGGCGGACAUUUUCAGAGAGUUGCACACAAUGGUGAUUGACCAGGGGACAGUACUUGAUCGAAUAGAUUACAACAUUGAACAAGUCAAUGUUCACAUGGAGGACGCACAUAAGCAAUUGCUGCAGGGAGCAAAGUACCAGGACAGAUCAAAAGCAAAGCUUUGCAUCAUCCUGCUUGGCAUAGUCGUAUUUUUAUUGUUUUUGAUUCUAGUGUUCAAACGACGGAGUACUUAAUAUUAAUCAUAUGCAUACAUGUCUGGGGAGAUCGUUUUAUGAUAGCAUUGAUACCCC